This is a messenger RNA of Vitis riparia (riverbank grape), 1720 nucleotides long. RefSeq names its product carboxyl-terminal-processing peptidase 3, chloroplastic. Gene Ontology annotation, biological process: proteolysis. Gene Ontology annotation, molecular function: protein binding; endopeptidase activity; serine-type peptidase activity. Bases 40 to 1602 code for a protein of 520 amino acids. The transcript has 12 exons. Lineage: Eukaryota; Viridiplantae; Streptophyta; Magnoliopsida; Vitales; Vitaceae. The record is from RefSeq and is a predicted model, not a curated record.
UUCUUCUUCUCUGCUCACGGAGCCAUUCUCCCUUAAACGAUGGAAUCACUCUCUCCGAUUUCCACCAAAUUCUCAAAUCCAAACUCACUCCCUUCCCUUUUAUCUCCAUUUUCCACCUUCAAUCAUCGGAGAAAAAGCAGAAAAUGCAAAGCCUGGACUCUAUCAUUCCCAUGUUUUUCUUCGUAUAAGACUGUAGCAACGCAGUGCAAGGUGCAGUUGAAUGAUCGGGAUUUGGUUAAUUUUGACAGUGAUUGGAGAAGGUCCAUCGGAAGAGGACUGUUCGGCGUUGCGGCGGCGGCGGCCGCCAUGUUUUCGGUUUGCUGCGACUCUCCGGCGCUUGCUGAGUCUCUGACUGUGGCUUUUCCGGUGUCUCGCGCUCGUGAGGUGAAUACAGUUCAGAGGACUCUGGUUGAGACUUGGGGUUUGAUUAGAGAAACCUUCAUAGAUCCAACUUUUAAUCAUCAAGACUGGGAUCUGAAAUUACAACAGACAAUGGUGGAAAUGUUUCCCCUGAGAACGGCGGAUGCAGCCUACAGCAAAAUUAGUGGAAUGCUUUCUACUCUUGGAGACCCCUUCACACGAAUUAUUAGUCCAAAGGAAUACCAAAAUUUUAGAAUUGGAAGUGACGGGAAUUUGCAAGGGGUCGGGAUUUUUAUCAAUGCCGAGCCCAGAACUGGCCAUUUGAUUGUUUUGUCUUGCAUAGAGGGCAGCCCUGCAGCUCGUGCUGGCAUACAUGAAGGAGAUGAGUUGAUUGAGAUUAAUGGAGAGAGACUUGAUGGUACUGAUGAUGAAACAGCAGCACAGAAGCUUCGAGGGCGUGUUGGAACAACUGUUACAGUAAAACUUCACAGUGGAACAGAUUGGGGAAGUGACUCUGGUUUCAGAGAGGUCAAACUAUCCCGUGAUUUUAUUAAGCUUUCCCCCAUAUCCAGUGCUAUCAUCCCCCAUAAAACCCCAGAUGGCCAUGUAUCAAAAUUAGGAUAUGUAAAGCUGUCAGCCUUUUCUCAGACAGCUGCAGCUGAAAUGGAAAAUUGCAUUCAUGAAAUGGAGGCUCAGGAUGUAUGCUCAUACAUACUGGAUUUGAGGAACAAUCCGGGUGGUUUGGUAAAAGUUGGACUUGAUGUUGCCCAAAUAUGGCUAGAUGGCGAUGAAACUUUGGUGAACACCAUUGAUCGGGAUGGGAAUAUGCUACCCAUUAACAUGAUCGAUGGGCAUGCAAUAACACAUGAUCCACUUGUCGUGCUUGUGAAUGAGGGCAGUGCAAGUGCAAGUGAGAUUCUGGCUGGGGCACUGCAUGACAAUGGUAGAGCUAUUCUUGUCGGGCAUAAAACCUUUGGGAAAGGGAAAAUUCAGAGUGUUACAGAGCUCCAUGAUGGAUCAGCUCUGUUUGUGACAGUUGCCAAGUAUUUAUCACCAGCAUUACACGACAUAGACCAGGUUGGAAUUACACCCGACGUUCAGUGCUCAACAGAGAUGCUAAGUUCACCAAAAGAAUCAUUGUUGAAGGAUAAAAGCUCAGCCUCAGCUCUGGAAGCUGACUCAUGCAUCAUGGUAGCAGAGCAUGAGUUGGACGUUCAAGAAUCCAAGGGGACUCCUUCCUGAAAUAUUUACUCAACCCUACACGAAAUCGGAAAGAAAUGUGGUCUGAGGCCUUUUACACCAUUUGUACGUGUAACAAAAAACUAAAAUUUGUAUAAAUAUUCGUAAAAAAAAAAAAAAA